This is a messenger RNA of Podarcis muralis (Common wall lizard), 3004 nucleotides long. RefSeq names its product eukaryotic translation initiation factor 3 subunit C. Gene Ontology annotation, cellular component: eukaryotic translation initiation factor 3 complex. Gene Ontology annotation, molecular function: RNA binding; translation initiation factor activity; translation initiation factor binding. Gene Ontology annotation, biological process: translational initiation. NCBI's taxonomy places the organism in Eukaryota, Metazoa, Chordata, Lepidosauria, Squamata, Lacertidae. The record is from RefSeq and is a predicted model, not a curated record.
CCCUCUUGGGAAGGAAGUAGUCAUCAGGGCCGCGCCGGGGUGUUGAUGAGCCUGCAGAAGGCUUUGCGCAUGCGCAGUGGCCGCGGGAAGCGACGCGCCUUCAUUUUACCAGGCCCGGGCCGGAAUUGGGAGCAGUGGGUUGCUGACAACCCAGAGCCACUGCCGCCAUGUCGCGUUUCUUUACCACUGGCUCGGACAGUGAGUCGGAGUCGUCACUUUCUGGGGACGAGCUUGUAGCGAAGCCUGUUGGGGGCAAUUUUGGAAAACAGCCUCUGCUGUUGAGUGAAGAUGAGGAAGAUACAAAGAGGAUUGUGCGCAGCGCAAAGGACAAGAGGUUUGAGGAGCUUACAAACUUGAUCAAAACAAUACGGAAUGCCAUGAAGAUCCGGGAUGUCACCAAAUGCCUAGAGGAGUUUGAGCUGCUGGGCAAGGCCUAUGGCAAGGCCAAGAGCAUUGUUGACAAGGAGGGCGUUCCCCGCUUCUACAUCCGCAUCCUCGCAGACCUUGAGGACUACCUCAAUGAGCUCUGGGAGGACAAGGAAGGCAAGAAGAAGAUGAACAAGAACAACGCCAAAGCCCUAAGCACCCUCCGCCAGAAGAUCCGGAAGUACAACCGAGAUUAUGAGGCCCAGAUCAUGAGCUACCGCCAGAACCCCGAACAGUCAGCUGAUGAAGAUGAGGACAAGAAAAGUGACGAUUCAGAGGGCUCCUCCUCUUCUGGUGAGGAUGACGAUGAGGGAAUGAGCGCCGCGGCUUUCCUGAAAAAGAAAGAGGGGGCAGCUGAGGGACGGGGCAAGUUUCUCAAAAAGAUGGAGGAUGAAGAUGAAGAGGAGGAGGACUCUGAUGAUGAUGAAGACUGGGGCUCGUCAGAUUCAGAAUCUGACUCCGAGUCAGAUGAAGAUGAGGGCAAAUACACCUCCUUGGCCUCCAAGUUCCUUAAGAAAACUGGCACUGAGGAGGACAAAAGAGUUUUGGAGAAGAAGCGGGAAGAGAAGGCAAAGAAAAAGCAGGACCGCAAAUCCAAGAAAUAUGAAGAUGAUGAAGAUGACAAUGAGGGUGGCGAGUGGGAGAAGGUUAAAGGAGGUGUCCCUCUGGUCAAGGAGAAGCCAAAGAUGUUUGCCAAGGGUACAGAGAUAAACCACACUGUAGUCGUGAAGAAACUCAAUGAGAUCCUCCAGGCCCGUGGAAAGAAAGGCACGGAUCGAGCGGCUCAGAUUGACCUUCUGCAGCUUUUGGUUGGAAUUGCGGCAGAGAACAACCUGGGGAUUGCCAUCGAUGUCAAAAUCAAGUUCAACAUUGUUGCUUCUUUGUAUGACUACAACCCUAACUUGGCUACUUACAUGAAGCCAGAGAUGUGGCAGAAAUGCCUGGGCUCCAUUGAAGAGCUCCUGGACAUCCUCUUUGCCAACCCCAACAUCUUCAUUGGCGAGAACAUCGCAGAGGACUCUGAGAACCUGGCCAACAGCGAGCAGCCCUACCGUGUUCGUGGCUGCAUUCUGACUCUGGUGGAGCGCAUGGAUGAAGAGUUCACAAAGAUCAUGCAGAACACAGAUCCCCAUUCCCAGGAGUACGUGGACCACCUGAAGGACGAGGGCCGAGUCUGCAAGAUCAUCGACCGGGUGCAGAACUACCUGCAGGACAAGGGAACCACGGAGGAGGUGUGCCGCAUCUACCUGCGCUGCAUCCUCCACACCUACUACAAGUUUGACUACAAGGCUCACCAGCGGCAACAGGGCCCGGCAGGAGACAGCAAGUCGGAACAAGACCAGGCCGAGAACGAAGCAGAGGACUCGGCGGUGCAGAUGGAGCGCCUCUGCAAGUUCAUCUACGCCAAGGACAGGACAGACCGGAUCCGAACCUGCGCCAUCCUCUGCCACAUUUACCACCACGCCCUGCACGACCGCUGGUACCAGGCCCGCGACCUGAUGCUCAUGAGUCACCUGCAGGACAACAUUCAGCAUGCAGACCCCCCUGUGCAGAUUCUGUAUAACCGGACAAUGGUGCAGCUGGGGAUCUGUGCCUUCCGCCAGGGCAUGAUCAAGGAUGCCCACAACGCCCUGCUGGACAUCCAGUCGAGCGGGCGGGCCAAGGAGCUGCUGGGGCAGGGCCUGCUGAUGCGCAGCAUGCAGGAGCGCAACCAGGAACAGGAGAAGAUUGAGAAGCGCCGCCAGGUCCCCUUCCACAUGCACAUCAACCUGGAGCUGCUGGAGUGCGUCUACCUGGUCUCGGCCAUGCUGCUGGAGAUCCCCUACAUGGCCGCGCAUGAGUUUGACGCCCGCCGGCGCAUGAUCAGCAAGCAGUUCCACCACCAGCUCCGGGUGGGCGAGCGCCAGCCCCUUCUUGGCCCCCCAGAAUCAAUGAGGGAGCAUGUGGUGGCAGCAUCCAAGGCUAUGAAGAUGGGCGACUGGAAGACGUGUCACCGUUUCAUCGUCAAUGAGAAAAUGAACGGGAAGGUCUGGGACCUGUUCCCCGAGGCUGACAAAGUGCGAGGCAUGCUUGUCCGGAAGAUCCAAGAGGAGUCUCUCCGAACCUACCUCUUCACUUACAGCAGCGUCUAUGACUCCAUCAGCAUGGAGAUCCUGUCUGAUAUGUUUGAGCUGGACCUACCCACAGUGCACAGUAUCAUUAGCAAGAUGAUCAUCAAUGAAGAGCUGAUGGCCUCUUUAGACCAGCCGACCCAGACAGUUGUGAUGCACCGGACGGAGCCCACGUCCCAACAGAACCUGGCGCUCCAGCUGGCUGAGAAGCUGGGCAGCCUCGUGGAGAACAACGAGAGGGUCUUUGACCAGAAGCAAGGCACCUAUGGGGGCUACUUCCGGGACCAGAAGGAUGGCUACCGCAAGAACGAAGGAGGCUACAUGCGGCGUGGAGGGUAUCGGCAGCAGGAGCGACAAAGCAACUAUUGAUUCUCUAAACCUUCACAGUAGAGUUUCCUGGUGCAGGGAAGAUCUUAUUCCAGUUCCCAUUAUUCAAAUACUUAAUAAAGAGUUUGUUUGGAGCGUGA